GCCGGGGGAAGGGUCUGGGCAGGUCGGGAGCGCGUCCGUGAGUCCGGAGCAGCUGCGGCGUCGGUGGCGUCGGGAGCGAGCCGUCCGGGAGCGGCGCGGGUGGUGGAGGAGGAGCCAGGGUAAGCGGCGCUCGAGAGAAGUUGUGCUGCAGAUCAUGGGACCAGCAGUCCCUGAGAUUUAGGAAUGAAAGACUUCAUUGAUUUACCAUUGAGUUCGGGGGAUUUGAAGCCAUUCCUAAGUUUGGUGACAGAGGACCCUAGUAAGUGCAGUCCUCGAUUUUGGGAGGAGCUCUUCCUUAUGAAGGUGAAUUUAGAGUACCUAGAAGGCAAGCUGGAAUCUCUUGAUGGUGAGGAGUUAAUGAAGAUCAAGGACAAUAUUAAUUGCUUAUUUCAACACUGCAUCCAGGCUCUGGGAGAGGAGCAUCCAAUUCGAGUGGUCAAUGCAUUGCAGACCUUGUGUGCACUCAUUCGAGGAGUCCAUCAAAAAAAUAAGUCUACCUCUGGGUUUGACAUUAUCAACAUGCUGAUGGGCUUUGACAAGGCGGAGCUGUGCAUGAAGAACUUGAUGGAGAGUUUGGAUUCACUGCUUUGUGCAGAAGGUUCUGAAAGUCUGAAGAGCUUAUGUCUGAAACUUCUCCUCUGCUUAGUGACUGUGACAGAUAACAUCAGCCAGAACACUAUCCUGGAGUAUGUAAUGAUCAACAGCAUAUUUGAAGCAAUUUUACAGAUACUCUCCCACCCGCCAAGUUGUAGGGAACAUGGGUAUGAUGCUGUAGUCCUCUUGGCUUUGCUGGUGAACUACAGAAAAUAUGAGUCUGUGAAUCCUUAUAUUGUGAAGCUGUCUAUUGUGGAUGAUGAAGCCACGCUCAAUGGAAUGGGGCUUGUGAUUGCUCAAGCUUUAUCUGAGUAUAACAGGCAGUAUAAAGACAAGGAAGAAGAACACCAGGGCGGUUUUUUCUCUGCUUUAACAAAUAUGGUGGGCAGCAUGUUCAUAGCAGAUGCCCAUGAGAAAAUCUCAGUGCAAACCAAUGAGGCCAUCCUUCUGGCACUUUACGAAGCUGUUCAUUUAAAUCGCAACUUUAUCACAGUGUUAGCCCAGAGUCAUCCAGAAAUGGGCUUGGUGACAACCCCUGUCAGCCCUGCUCCAGCAACCCCAGCCACACCGCUGGGGACCACGCCGCCCUCCUCUGAUGUUAUAAGUUCUGUGGAACUCCCACUGGAUGCAGAUGUACAGACCAGUAAUCUACUGAUAACCUUCUUAAAGUAUAGCUCGAUUGUCAUGCAGGACACCAAAGAUGAGCACCGGCUUCACAGUGGCAAACUCUGUCUGAUUAUCCUUACGUGUAUUGCAGAGGAUCAGUAUGCCAAUGCAUUUUUACAUGACGACAACAUGAAUUUUCGAGUAAACUUACAUAGAAUGCCUAUGAGACACAGGAAGAAGGCAGCAGACAAGAACCUUCCCUGCCGUCCUUUGGUAUGUGCAGUACUGGACUUGAUGGUAGAGUUUAUUGUAACACACAUGAUGAAGGAGUUUCCUAUGGAUCUCUAUGUGCGCUGCAUUCAGGUAGUACAUAAACUACUUUGCUAUCAGAAGAAGUGUAGAGUACGCCUGCAUUAUACCUGGCGGGAGCUCUGGUCAGCCUUGAUAAAUUUGCUGAAGUUCCUUAUGUCAAAUGAGACUGUACUUUUGGCCAAACACAACAUUUUUACCUUAGCCCUUAUGAUUGUGAACCUAUUUAAUAUGUUUAUCACAUAUGGCGAUACAUUCCUGCCCACCCCCAGUAGUUAUGAUGAACUCUACUAUGAGAUUAUCCGCAUGCACCAGAGCUUUGACAACCUCUACUCCAUGGUCCUGAGGCUUUCUACGAAUGCAGGCCAGUGGAAAGAAGCAGCUAGCAAGGUGACCCACGCGUUGGUUAAUAUCAGAGCCAUCAUCAACCACUUUAACCCCAAAAUUGAAUCCUACGCUGCUGUGAAUCACAUAUCCCAACUGUCGGAGGAGCAGGUGUUAGAGGUAGUGCGAGCCAACUAUGACACGCUCACACUGAAGCUGCAAGAUGGCCUGGACCAGUAUGAGCGCUACUCUGAGCAGCACAAGGAAGCCGCCUUCUUCAAAGAGCUGGUUCGAUCCAUUAGCACCAACGUCCGGAGGAACCUGGCCUUCCACACACUCAGCCAGGAAGUCCUGCUCAAGGAAUUCUCCACUAUCUCCUGAGGCUGCCAUGCAUACCUGGGCAGCCACUGACUGCCCUUACCCAUGAGGCUUCCUGGGCUGGAGGCGGGGGCGAGGGGAGAGGGCCUGUUCCCAAAGCUGGAGAAAAACACAGAUACCGAGGUCUCUCGGUGAAGGCCGCACUUCAGUGGAGCUUGGACAGCAGGGGCCAGGAUGGGCAAGCCAAGGAUAAUCUUAUUUGGGGAGAGGAUGGGUGGGCACAGGGAGACACCUUCAGAAAUGUGGGGACUUCCAGGGUGGGCUCUCUGGACAACCCCUCAUAUUUCCAAUUGAGAUUACAAGUUGUGGCUACUGACUAAUUUUCAGGAGCUGUUGGGUAAGCCUUAGGGUGAUGCCAACACCUGGGGGGUCAGUGGUUCUCCUAGGCUUCUGAAAACAGACUCUCAGAUGUAGGGGGAGCCAGUUCUGCUUCCUUUGUGCCCGGAAAUCUGUGUCCCCUGCCCCCACCAGCACUUGGCCCUUAGCUCAGGCUUAGGGUGAGGUAGGAAUGGGAUACGUUUUUUCUAUUUUCUGAAUCCAGAGCUGACUCCUCUGCUGUCUGACCACCACUUUGUGGAUUUGAUUCUUGGCACCGGGAGUACCUGUUUGCGUUCCCCUGCCUUCCAGCCCAUUGACUCGUCAGCACUACAGGGUCACCACCUUAGCUUUUCAUUUUCAAUCUGGUUUAAAUUGUCUUUAGGGUGUGUGUGUGAAAUAAACAUGGACAGGUUUUCUGGAGCCCUCAGGUGCCUACUUUGCUGGUUCCCUUUCCAGCAGCUUCCCCACCUCCUUAGCUACCCCCUCCUCUGGGAGCCUUUCUUGCGCCUGCUGAGCUCCCCUCCACGUGUUCCACCCCCUCACCUGGCUGUUGUUUACAUCCAGCCUGCGUGAGAAUUUCCUCUGGGGAGGAAUCUGUUGCUGCUGUGGUCUGGUGCCUGGCAGAGAGAGAACUUGCUGGGGCCAGGCUCUGAAACAGGCCAGGUGAGCAUCAUGGAGAGGCCGACCUUUGGGAAGUUGGCCUAUGGUUCCUUCUCUGGACAGCCUCCUUGGGACUACUGCUGUAGGCUUUCCUGCCCCACAGCUGCCUUUGAAGUAGCUGCUGCUCUGAGAUCCUCCCUUUCUAAAGCACUUUCUGAAGCCCUCAGGAUGGUAGGGGGCAAGCAGCACAGGAAGAAUCUGGGAGUAAGUACCAGAAUCCAGCCGUGAGAGCAGGUCUGGGACCUCCCCGGCUGCUAUUCCACUUGACUUCAAAUCUUUUUGGGGUACUCGCCCUCCCUGGGAGUCAGAGUUCCGACUCCAACAUUGAGCAAGUUCCAGAGAAUCCACCAUCGUGCUGCCAUGUAUAGUUGUAGAUUCUUAAGGUAUCAAGGGCAGGGUCAUCUCUGAUCACUAGAUGGAUAGUCCAGCCUGGGGCAUUUAGUGUUUUCGACAGUGAUAAACCCCAGAGGAGCAGGAGCUGGAAGCUGGUGGCAAGUUGAAGUUAUUAAAAAUUGAUUUGUAUGGGA
Messenger RNA from Balaenoptera ricei (Rice's whale), 3716 nucleotides. RefSeq names its product armadillo like helical domain containing 3 (gene ARMH3). Bases 184 to 2214 code for a protein of 676 amino acids. Lineage: Eukaryota; Metazoa; Chordata; Mammalia; Artiodactyla; Balaenopteridae. Gene Ontology annotation, biological process: regulation of Golgi organization. The transcript has 26 exons. The record is from RefSeq and is a predicted model, not a curated record. Gene Ontology annotation, cellular component: cytosol.